Diplodia corticola is the source of this 738-nucleotide messenger RNA. RefSeq names its product glutathione s-transferase. The transcript is spliced from 3 exons. The coding region runs from base 1 to 738 and encodes 245 amino acids. The record is from RefSeq and is a predicted model, not a curated record. Lineage: Eukaryota; Fungi; Ascomycota; Dothideomycetes; Botryosphaeriales; Botryosphaeriaceae.
AUGGCUCCUUUGAUCCUAUUCGACCUGCCCACCAAGGGCCACCGCGUCUGCUGGUCGCUGAACCCGUGGAAGACCCGCAUGGCCCUCAACUACAAGAACAUCGAGUACGAGACGGAGUGGCUCGAAUACCCAGACGUCGCCCCGACGCUGAAGGCGAAGGGCCUGCCGCCCAAUGAGGGUGACCCCAACACGGUCAUCCCAUACACCAUCCCAACCGUUCAAUUCCCCGACGGCACGUACGUCAUGGAUAGCCUCGAGAUCGCCCGCGAGCUGGAGAAACGCUAUGCCAACGUCGGGCCCUCGCUGCGGCUGGAUGCCCCGGUCGUCGCCCAGGUAAUCGACGCCAUUCCCAAGGUCAUGAAGCCGCUGGCCGGCGCGCUGCUGCCGCGCUGUCCGCGAGUCUUGCUAUCCGAGAAGAGCGCGGCCUACUUCUACGAGACGCGCAAGGAGCGCUUUGGCAUGUCGCUCGACCAGUAUGAGGCCGAAAAGGGCGGCGAGCCGGCGUGGGCGGACGCGAAGCAGCCGAUUGAGAACCUCGCCGCUCUCUUGAAGCAGACGACGGACGGACCUUACUUCCUGGGCAAUGAAGUGUCGUACGCGGACUUCAUUGUGGCUUCGUUACUCCGCUGGGUGAAGUUGCUUGGUCUCGAGUUGUACGACCGUUUUGUCGCUCAUGACAAGGCGUUGGAUGAUCUCUACAAGGCCUGUGCCAAGUGGCUUGAGCGGGACGAUCACUGA